Messenger RNA from Leopardus geoffroyi (Geoffroy's cat), 601 nucleotides. RefSeq names its product SEC61 translocon subunit beta (gene SEC61B). NCBI's taxonomy places the organism in Eukaryota, Metazoa, Chordata, Mammalia, Carnivora, Felidae. The record is from RefSeq and is a predicted model, not a curated record. The transcript has 4 exons. Gene Ontology annotation, biological process: intracellular protein transport. The coding region runs from base 115 to 405 and encodes 96 amino acids. Gene Ontology annotation, cellular component: Sec61 translocon complex.
CUGCCGGGGGCCUGGGGGCGGGGUCUGAGCCAGCCUCUCCUGCCGCUGGGCCUUUGAGGUCUUCACCGAUCCUUGGCUGUCAGUUUCUGCCUCCAACUCCUUCCAGUCUCCAGCAUGCCUGGUCCGACUCCCAGUGGUACUAAUGUGGGCUCGUCAGGGCGCUCUCCCAGCAAAGCGGUGGCUGCCCGGGCGGCCGGAUCCACGGUCCGGCAGAGAAAAAAUGCUAGCUGUGGAACAAGGAGUGCGGGUCGCACGACCUCAGCAGGCACAGGGGGCAUGUGGCGAUUCUACACUGAAGACUCCCCUGGGCUCAAGGUUGGCCCUGUUCCAGUAUUGGUUAUGAGUCUUCUGUUCAUCGCUUCUGUAUUUAUGUUGCACAUUUGGGGCAAGUACACUCGUUCAUAGAUUCGGCUACAUCCAUCUGUCUGUCAUCUGAAGAAGAAGGAAAGAAACCCAACAUAUCUUGGACCAAAAGCAUAGUGAUUUUCUGUUUGUGAGAAGGAAAUAUACUGUAAGCUUAUUGUUUUACAGGGAACUUAACAAGAAUUGGUUUUAAGGAAUCAAUUUUUUUCUAUGGCUAAUAAACUUUUUAAUUAAUUUA